Molecule: messenger RNA, 3150 nt
Organism: Trichoderma reesei QM6a
Lineage: Eukaryota; Fungi; Ascomycota; Sordariomycetes; Hypocreales; Hypocreaceae
Exons: 1
Coding region: 1-3150 (1049 amino acids)
Biological process (GO): potassium ion import across plasma membrane; intracellular potassium ion homeostasis; sodium ion export across plasma membrane
Cellular component (GO): membrane
Molecular function (GO): P-type sodium:potassium-exchanging transporter activity; ATP binding; ATP hydrolysis activity
Source: RefSeq, a predicted model, not a curated record
AUGAGCCGUGGCUCGGCCAGCAGUCGCCGCGAGCGGGCUGCUGCUUCGCCAUACUCGGGGGUCCAGAUUGAAUAUCGCACCUUGUCCAUCCACGUCUCCGAGUCCCGCAACGUCGAUUCUGAUAACCUGGCCGAUGCCAAGGCGCCCCGGAAGGAGAACAAGGAGGAAUACUUUUCCAACUUGACCUUUCACGAGCUCCAGGUGGACCAGCUCUGCCAGCAGCUCAACGUCUCCCAAGACGACGGCCUGUCGAGGAGUGCCGCCGAGCUGAGGCUCCAGCGCGAUGGCAGGAACACGCUUCCUCAUCCCAAGACAAACUACCUCCGCAAGAUCCUCACGUACGUCUUUGGCGGCUUCUGCUCCGUCCUGUGGGUGGGCGUCGUCAUCUUCUUCAUCUGCUGGCGGCCCCUGAGCAACCCGCCCUCGCCGACGAAUCUGGCUCUUGCUAUUCUUGUCAUCAUUGUCAUUGUGCUUCAGGCAAGCUUUUCCGCUUUUCAGGAUUGGUCCACCUCGCGUACUAUGAAGUCCAUUACCGAUCUGUUGCCUUCUGAGGCGUUGGUGCUUCGUGACGGCCAGCUGAUGAAGCUGCGUGCCACCGAGCUCGUGAGCGGCGACGUUGUCCAUCUAAAUAUCGGCAACAAGGUGCCCGCGGACAUGCGCAUCAUCAGCCAUUCCGGCGACCUCCGCUUCGACCGGGCCGUCUUGACUGGAGAGUCGGAUGAGAUCGAGGCCUCGGUCGACCAGACGGAUGAAAACUUCCUCGAGAGCCGCAACAUUGCUCUCAUGGGCACCCUCGUCGUCAACGGCAGCGGAGUGGGCGUCGUCGUCCUCACCGGCCCUCGCUCCGUCAUGGGCCGGAUCGCGACUGCUACUGCCACUGCCAAGGAACGGCCCACGCUGAUCCAGAGAGAGAUCACGCGCUUCGUGUACAUCAUUGUCGCGCUGACUCUUGUCCUCGCUCUCCUCAUCCUGUUUACAUGGCUUGGGUGGCUGCGCAAAGAUCACCCCGGCUACAUGAACGUCGUGGCCAUGCUCAACAACGUCAUGGGCUGUGUCGUCGCCUUCAUCCCCGAGGGCAUGCCUGUCGCUGUUGCGCUGACUCUCAUGAUGGUCGCGAGACGCAUGAAGGCGGCGAAUGUCCUGCCCAAGGGCCUCGCCACGGUUGAGACUCUGGGCUGUGUCAAUGUCAUUUGCUCUGAUAAGACGGGUACCCUGACGCAGAAUCAGAUGCACGUCAACUCUGUUGCCUUUGUCGACGAGCCCAUUGCCAUUCAGGACAUCUACAACAGUCUCUCUGGCGACCAGGUUGAUGCCGGCGUGAAGAAGCUUCAUCAGGCAGCUACUCUGUGCAACGACGCCACCUUUGAGCCGUCCACGCUUCAUCUACCUGUCGCCUCGCGCACCAUUCAAGGCAACGCUACCGACGGCGCUGUUCUUCGAUUCUCCGCGGCAGCUCCUUCAAACAAGGAGAAAGCAGAACAGCCGACCAAAGUCUUCCAGAUCCCCUUCAACUCCAAGAACAAGUGGAUGCUCACCAUGUACAAGAGUCCCUCCGAGUGUCAGGGCCUCAACGAGUUCCAGGUCUUUGUCAAGGGAGCCCCUGACGUCCUCCUGCCUACCUGCUCAGCCUACUGGUCGCGCAAAUCCAACUGCGUCAUGCCUCUGGACGCUGAGGCAAAGGCUGCUUUCAAGCAAUACCAAGACAAGCUUUCCAAGAACGCCGAGCGCGUCAUUGUACUCUGCAUGAAAAACAUGGUUUGCCAGGAGGCCGUAGGCACCAAUGCCUUCAGCGACGAAGUCACCAGCCGCGCCACGGAGGAUCUCAUCGUCGUCGGCAUCCUGGGCAUCACCGAUCCUCCUCGCCCUGAGACGCUGGACACCGUCAGAGAGUGUCGUCGUGCGGGAACGCGGUUCUUCAUGGUCACUGGCGACUACGGCCUGACUGCCGCCGCCAUCGCCCGCAACGUCGGCAUCUUCACCUGCGAGCGCGACCCCGACACCAUCGCCAUCGUGCAAGCCAACAACGACGCCGACGCAGUGAAGAAGCUCAACAGUGCUCGCAUCGCAGGAGAGUGUCGCAGCCUCCUUCUCGAGGGCCAUAGUUUGGGGAGUCUCUCCGACGACGACUGGAGCAUCGUGUGCGAGUAUCAGGAGAUUGUCUUUGCGCGGACGACGCCGGAGCAGAAGCUGCGCAUUGUGGAGGAGUUCCGCAAGAGAGACAACGUCGUGGCCGUGACUGGCGACGGAGUGAAUGAUGCGCCGGCUCUGCGUGCUGCAGAUGUCGGCGUUGCCAUUGUGUCCGGGAGCGACGUUGCCAUUGAGGCGGCUGACCUCGUCUUGAUGGAUCGCUUUGAUAGCAUCAUCGAUGCGAUCCGUCUUGGCCGACUCGUUUUCCAGAACUUGCAAAAGGUCAUUGCGUACCUUCUUCCCGCCGGUAGCUGGUCGGAGAUCUGGCCCGUCCUCGUCAAUGUCUUCUUUGGCGUUCCCCUGCCUCUAAGCUCGUUCCUCAUGAUCAUCAUCUGCGUCUUCACCGAUCUGUUCCUGUCCCUCUCGCUCAUCAUGGAAAAGGAAGAGUUUGACCUCCUGUCGCUGCCUCCUCGGAACCACAAAAAGGACCACCUCAUCAACUUCAAGAUCUACGCCCAGGCAUAUCUCUUCACUGGCACGGCUGAGACUAUCUGCGCUCACUCCAUGUUCUUCUUGUACAUGUGGAAGAAGGCAGGCAUCCCCGUGCACGAGCUCUUCUUCCUCUUCGAGGGCUACUCCGAGGGCUUCCACGGUUACACCCAGGAGCAGCUCAACCACUUCAACUACACUGGCCAGUGCGUCUACUUUGUCACUCUCGUCAUCCUCCAAUGGGGCAACAUCCUGUCUGUGCGGAAUCGUCGCCUGAGCAUUGUCCAGGCCGAUCCGUUCACCGAGAAGAGACGCAACCCUUGGCUUUUGCUUAGCAUGAUGAUCAGUCUUGCCAUUGCAAUCUUCGUCACUGAGGUUCCGGGCAUUCAUAGCUUGUUCUUGACGGCGCCGGUGCCUAUCGAGUUUUGGUUGAUUCCUAUUCCCCUGGCGUUGGGCAUUUUGAUGCUGGAUGAGGUGCGGAAGUUGAUUGUCCGGUUGUUUCCUAAUGGACCUGUUGCGAAGAUUGCAUGGUAG